AUGUCAGACGGCACGAGCUAUUGGCCGCGCUUCGUCGAUGACUUCCUCGGUCGGCUAGAAUCCGACCCCGGCGCCCUCUCCGAGGGCUCCCGCGGCCUCCCGGCCUACCGCUUCGAUGACGCGUCGGAGCGAGCGUUGCUCGCGACACGCUGUCGCCCCGUGAGCUUCCGGCUGGGCACCGGCGCUUCUCUCUUUACCGACUGCCUGAUCCCCGCCAUGGUCUCGGCCCGAUCCGAGAUCAUCCUGGUCACCUGCUUCUGGGCGCCAUCCGAGUCCCUGACGGCCCUCCAUGACGCGCUCACAGCACUUGCCGCUCACCGGCGCUCUCUCAUCCGCGGCGCGCUCUCGAGAGGCGACGCCGCCAUCCGGCCCCUAACGGUCCGCAUAUGUCUGUCCUCCCGCUCGCUGCUCCAGAAACUGCUGCACCCCCAGUCCCGCGGCGGCUACAUGUACCCUCCGUCUGCUUGGGAGAAGCAGCUUGGGCUUCCCGACCCGGCCUCGCUCGAGGCUGGCGGCAUCCAGCUCCAAGUCAAGAGUCUCUUCUUCCUUCCCUUUAGCGUAAUGCAUCCCAAGUUCGUCAUCAUCGACAGGCAGCGGGCGUUCGUGCCCAGCUGCAACGUGAGCUGGGAGCCGUGGCUCGAAGCCUGCGUCGAGAUCACCGGGGAGGCAGUUCGGUCCCUACUAGUCUUUUACUCACGGACUUGGGGGGAUCCGCCUGGCUCGUGGCAGCAGGUCGAGCCUGCGCCCGAGGGUGCAGCUACAGCUACCGAGGGCGUGUCGCUGGACGCCCGUCACGCGGGACUCGUCGUGAUUCAGAGCCCUGCUCACCACCGCACAGCUCUUCGUUGUCGCGAGCCGGUCCCGACACUUGUUCUUCCUUCCUCUCACCAUGCAAACCCCCGCUUCCGCCCGUUCCCUUGGCAAAAACCUGCGGCGCCGCCCAGCACGCCCCAAAACAUCGCCCUGCUUCAGCUCUUCAGCCGAGCACAGCAGUCCAUCUACAUUCAGACGCCCAACAUGACCUGCAGGGCCGUCAUUGCCGCCGUACUGGACGCCCUUGCGAGAGGCGUCCAUGUCAGCAUCGUCACGAACCGCAGCAUGAUGCUGGCCGAGCAGCUGCUCACCGCCGGCACCACCACUUCCUGGUGCAUGUGGUCGCUGGUCCGCCGCUUCCGACGUCUCAGGGCGACAGCGGACGCCCGGUCCGCGGGAGAUGGCGGCGGCGGCGGCGAUCUGGAAGCCGGCCGUCCAAGCAUUGGACGCCUGCAGAUCUCAUACUUCCGCGCCAAGUCUCGGGGCGGCCGUGAGCUCCGCGAGACGCCCCAGUCUCUGAUUCGCACUCCGUCUCGCGGCGAAGAGCCGGUGCACUCGCACCUGAAGCUGACCCUCGUCGACGACACAUACGCAGUGCUUGGUUCGGCGAACAUGGACCGCGCAAGCUGGUUCACCAGCCAAGAGCUCUCUCUCCUGUUCCACGACCGCGACCUCUGCACCGAGAUCAGAUCCGGGAUCGACAGCGUGCUGGAUGGGAGAGUCGACCUCGUUUUCGACUCGGACGAUGACGUGCGUGCAAUGUAA
This is a messenger RNA of Thermothielavioides terrestris NRRL 8126, 1578 nucleotides long. RefSeq lists its product as uncharacterized. The transcript has a single exon. Bases 1 to 1578 code for a protein of 525 amino acids. The record is from RefSeq and is a predicted model, not a curated record. NCBI's taxonomy places the organism in Eukaryota, Fungi, Ascomycota, Sordariomycetes, Sordariales, Chaetomiaceae. Gene Ontology annotation, molecular function: catalytic activity.